AUGAAACUUGUUACUCAAGUAUUAUUACGUGAUGAACAUCCAUUUGAACAUGAAUUUUUUCUUCGAACUUCGAAAUCAUUUCCAUUUAUGAAACAAUUAGCAAUAAUGAAUCGAAAAGCACAACAAAUAAAAUCAAAUAAUGAUAAUAAAAUAUUAUCAAUUAUUGAAUAUCCCAAUCUUACUCGACUGGAUCUUUCUUAUACUCAUGAUGAUUAUGUUCAACUAUUUUUAUUUAAUAUGAAAAUGUCUUUACCAAAUAAUCUUCAUCUUCGUGUUGAUUAUGAAUCACUCGAAAGAGUGACAUACUGUUUUACAAGAUAUAUGACAGGAAAUAGUUCUACAAAACUUGCUGCUCUAUAUUUUGAUCCAGUGGAUCAAAUCGAUGAAUAUCAUAUCAAAAACUAUUUUCCUUAUGCAUGUAUUCAUCGUACUUUUGGUUUUAUAUUAUCUAAAUAA
This is a messenger RNA of Rotaria sordida, 456 nucleotides long. The record is from the annotation of a GenBank genome assembly. Lineage: Eukaryota; Metazoa; Rotifera; Eurotatoria; Philodinida; Philodinidae.